Branchiostoma belcheri (Belcher's lancelet) is the source of this 886-nucleotide messenger RNA. RefSeq names its product protein N-methyltransferase NNT1-like. Gene Ontology annotation, cellular component: nucleus; cytoplasm. The coding region runs from base 155 to 871 and encodes 238 amino acids. Lineage: Eukaryota; Metazoa; Chordata; Leptocardii; Amphioxiformes; Branchiostomatidae. The transcript is spliced from 6 exons. The record is from RefSeq and is a predicted model, not a curated record.
UGAUCCAGCACGCCCAACGAUAGUAUGUACAACAGAAGAUGCACCGGAAAGAAGGAAAGAAUACAGCAAAGUCAUAGGAGCUACACCUCUGAACGGCGAGAGAAAUGGAGACAGAAGUCAUCACGGACAAACAGACAAUUCCACCAGACCAGCCAUGUUUCCAGGUGUCAUGGUGGACACGAAUUAUCGCCAUACAACAGUGUGCUUUGGAGACAAGGUGAAAGUACUGGGACGAGUCAUAGACGGACUGAAGGAUGAUUUGAAUGUACAACAAACCGGAUUCGUGGUGUGGCCGGCUGCUAUGAUUCUGUCUCAGCACCUGGUGUCGCACCGUGAGCUGGUCCGUACCGGGCGGGUGUUGGAGGUGGGUGCCGGGGCGGGCCUCCCGGGCCUGGUGGCCGCCGCCCUGUCCCAGGAUCCGAGCGGGGUCGUCAUGACAGACUACGUGGAGGAAGCCGUGGAUCUGAUGGACAUGAACAUCGCGGAAACCUUCGCAAAUGAUAACAAUCGCCCGAAGGCCGCCAUUAUGGACUGGGACGAUGACCCAUCAGUUCUCCAAGAGCAUCAUGGGACGUUUGACGUCAUCAUCGGUUCUGACGUCGUCUAUUGGCCAGAGUUGAUCGAACCGUUGAUUCGCACAGUGAAGGCUCUCUUAUCAAAUAAACGGACAUCCAGGUUCUUGAUGCUGUACAGCAGGAGGAACCCAAAGGCGGACGUGCUGCUUCCUCGGACAGCACAGAAGUACCGUUUGGACAGCACGGAGCUGUCUUUAGAACAGAACACAGUGUACCAAGCCGUGCUGAAGCACCCAGUAUACAUAGAAGACGUAGACAUGUUUCAUCUAUACGAGUUUAGACACAGCCAUGAAUAAUUUUGUGCAUUUAAA